Messenger RNA from Sinocyclocheilus rhinocerous, 2912 nucleotides. RefSeq names its product lamin-B1-like. Gene Ontology annotation, cellular component: nuclear lamina; nuclear envelope. The record is from RefSeq and is a predicted model, not a curated record. NCBI's taxonomy places the organism in Eukaryota, Metazoa, Chordata, Actinopteri, Cypriniformes, Cyprinidae. Gene Ontology annotation, biological process: protein localization to nuclear envelope; nuclear migration; nuclear envelope organization. Gene Ontology annotation, molecular function: structural constituent of cytoskeleton. Bases 711 to 2456 code for a protein of 581 amino acids. The transcript has 11 exons.
AUGAUGACUGAUUUCAAGCUUUGCACCCCAGCAGUGACCCUCGAAACGCUUUCCAGCAUUAGUGAGAACCCCAUCAGACAAACCUAGAGAAAACUGCUGUUUCACAGAGCGCUCUCAACACGCCUUGAUAAUCUACGAAGUAAGCAGAUAAACAGCGAAGUGUCAUUCAUAAAGUGUUUAAUAUUGUCAGUGUGAGACCGUUCAUUGUUAUGAGACACGUUUGUUGAUAGCGCGCCGUUAACAGUGCUUUCAGCGCGGUUUCUGCAGUUUGAAUUUGGUCUCAACCCGCACCGUUGAGCGUCUGAUGACGCGGCGGCGUCUGAUUGGGUGUCCGCGGUCACGUGUCAGUGUGGGUCUGAUGAGCGGCCAUAUUAGUUCAGUUCAGUUCAUUCUUUCACGCGGCCGGACUCCGAGUAAGACACACUCUCUCUCUCACACACUCAUUUGUACGCUCUUUACUUCAUAGUUUACUGUUAUAUUGAUGCAGGACGCUGCAGCGUUUAAAGCAGAUCUGUUAGAGUUACACUCUGUUCGCUCGGUGCUUGGUUUCUAUACUUGAUCAGUCAGAAGGUAAAUGGUUUUUGUCCUGUUCAUAAUCAGCAGCGUUGAUUGAGUUGAUCAGAUGUUUAUGAUUAAGUCCUCGUCUGCUGAAGAAGGAGCAUCCGCUCGUGAUUAACUGAACCCUGUUUCCCUCUCAGUCGAGCUGCAGAAUGGCGAGCACUCCGGCCGGGCAGCAGCCGUUGUCCCGCGGCGGCAGCACUCCUCUGAGCCCCGCGCGGAUCUCCCGCCUGCAGGAGAAGCAGGAGCUGCAGCAGCUCAACGACCGGCUGGCCGCCUACAUCGACACGGUCCGCGGUCUGGAGUCCGAGAACAGCGUCCUGCAGCUGCAGAUCAGCGAGCGCGAGGAGCUGCGGAGCCGCGAGAUCAGCGGCCUCAAAGCGCUCUACGAGACCGAGCUGGCGGACGCGCGCACGGCGCUGGAUGACACGGCGCGGGAGCGCGCACGCCUGCAGCUCGCGCUGGGCCAGAUAACGAGCGAGCACGAGCAGCUGCAGCACACGUAUGCCAAGAAGGACGCUGACCUCUCCAGCUCUCAGGCCCGACUGAAGGAAGCUGAAGCCCUGCUGAACUGUAAAGAGGCGGCGCUGAACACCGCUGUGUCUGAGAGGAAGGCGCUGGAGAGCACGCUGACAGACCUGCAGCUUCACGUGCAGGAGCUGGAGGGAGGACGGAGCUCGGCUAAGAAGCAGCUGUCAGAUGAGACUCUGCUGCGUGUGGAUCUGGAGAACCGCUGCCAGAGCCUCAUGGAGGAGCUGGACUUCAGGAAGAACAUGUUUGAGGAGGAGAUCAAGGACACACGGCACAGACACGAGACGCGUCUGGUGGAGGUGGACUCGGGCCGUCAGAUGGACUACGAGUUCAAACUGGCUGCGGCGCUGGCUGACAUGAGACAGCAGCACGAUGAGCAGGUCCAGCUCUACAAGGACGAGAUGGAGCAGACCUACAUGGCCAAACUGGAGAACGUGCGUCUGUCGUCGGAGAUGAACAGCUCUUCAGCGAGUAUGGCCCGCGAGGAGCUGCACGAGUCCACGCUGAGAGUGGAGAGUCUGUCUGCUCAGCUCACUAACCUGCAGAAAGAGGCGCGUGCGUGGCAGGAUCAGAUCCGUGAACUGGAAGCGGCUCUGAGCCGCGAGAAGGAUCUGAGCCGCAGGUUACUGGCAGAGAAAGAGCGAGAGAUCGCAGAGAUCAGAGCCAAGAUGCAGCAGCAGCUGGACGAGUACGAGCAACUGCUGGAUGUCAAGCUAGCGCUGGACAUGGAGAUCAACGCGUACCGGAAGCUGCUGGAGGGAGAGGAGGAGAGGCUGAAGCUGUCUCCCAGCCCCUCGGCUCGUGUGACGGUGUCCCGGGCCUCCUCCAGCCGCAGCGUUCGCACCGCGCGAGGGAAGAGGAAGCGUGUGGAUGUGGAGGAGUCCGAGACCAGCAGCAGCAUCAGCAUUGCUCACUCCGCGUCUGCCACUGGAAGCGUCUGCAUCGAUGAGCUGGACGUGGACGGGAAAUUCAUCCGCUUGCACAACAGCUCUGAGCAGGAUCAACCCAUGGCAGGAUUUCAGCUGACCAGGACUAUCGGGGAUGUUUCUGCUACGUAUAAAUUCACUGCUAAAUACGUGCUGAAGGCUGGACAGAAAGUAACUAUCUGGGCGUCUAAUGCAGGCGUGAGCUCCAGCCCUCCUGCAGACCUGAUCUGGAAGAGCCAGAGCUCAUGGGGGAGCGGCGAGAACGUUAAAGUGCUUCUGCUGAGCCCAGGAGGAGAGGAAGUAGCUGUGAGGAGCACAGUGUUCAGGACUGCAGUGGAGGAGGAAGAUGAGGAAGAACAGGAAGCUGAAGUCAUUGAGGAGCGUUUCUUUCACCAGCAGGAGGAUCCUCGUACCGCCAAGAGAGGCUGUGCGAUCAUGUGAUCAACUCUACAGCCAAUCAGAGCAGGCAGCUGAACCACCAUAAAGCUUCCUGUGUGGUCUUUUCUGAGUGAAGUCUUUUCUCUUUUCUUUAUUUUGAAUUAUGCUUUUUAAAGUCUUUUUCACUUCAGUUUGUUUUCAGAUUUUGUGAAAUGUUUAUCAGCCUGAAUUUAAAGAACCAAAUGUUUUUCUUUUCAUGUGCAAGUUGUAACUGUGAGGACUCUUUUCUAGACUCGUCCACGUCAGAUUCUGUGACUAACCCUUUUUUUUUUUUUUUUAAAUCAUGUUUAUAUUAAUUUUAUAAGAUGGCAUUUUAGGUCUCUUUUAUAGACAGUUUUUAUAAUGGCUCAGUUUUUAGUGAGUUUAUUACAGACCGAUACAUUUGCAUGCUAGUUUGAAUGAUAUUAAAGUUUGUGAUUGUAUUUAAAGCAGCUGUUCAAAAGUAAUUCACUACAUGAU